Molecule: messenger RNA, 1653 nt
Organism: Beauveria bassiana ARSEF 2860
Lineage: Eukaryota; Fungi; Ascomycota; Sordariomycetes; Hypocreales; Cordycipitaceae
Product: ankyrin repeat protein
Exons: 1
Coding region: 1-1653 (550 amino acids)
Molecular function (GO): protein binding
Source: RefSeq, a predicted model, not a curated record
AUGCCUUCUUUUUGGAGAAGAAAACCACGCGACAACACCGUUGCCGACGAUCCGCACCAGAUUGUCGCUCGAGAGAAUCAUGAUUUUGUUAUAAAUAGUAUCCAAACUGGCGGGAUCAAACUCAAAAAUGCCGACAGACAUGGCAGGACAAUCUUACACUGGGCUGUAAUCCUAGAAAAGCGCGAGUUGCUGACACAUCUGCUCAAAGAAGAUAUUGAAAUUGGAGCGACGGAUUGGCUCGGACAGUCAGCGCUGCACUACGCGGUUCAGCACGGAGACGAUCACAUGCUGGAAGCGUUAUUAAACAGCGAGCACUACAACGAUCGAGAGAAACAACAACGCGAUGCAAGCGGCCGCAGCCUCCUUCACUGUGCAUUGGAUACAAGAAACUAUCCAAUUAUACGGUUGUGCUUGAUGCAGAAACACAUCUUCUUGCCUGACUUUGAUCAGCGAACUCCGUUACACUACGCCGUGAGCAGUGGACAAGAAGCAGCUGCGCGCCUUUUACUUGAGAAUGGCGCCGAUAUCAAAUCUCGUGACGGAAAAGGCAAGACUGCGUUGCACUAUGCAGCUCGCGGUGGAUCAUUGAGCAUGAUAAAGGAGCUCAUUGAGCGAGGGGCCGAUGCCACGAUGAAGGACCACAAAGGCCACACGGCAGGACAUACGGCGGCUCAGAAUGGGCACCGUGCAGCAACGAUUCUGCUACUUGACGAAGAUGAGCGGAACAUCGAGCGUGCCGACAUCUCAGCCUUGUUGAUCCAGAACGUGUCGGAGAUUGAUGAGGUAGAUGAUGAUGGCGACACGCUGCUGCACUCAGCAGCGAAACACGGUCAAACGGAGCUGGUCGAUGCCAUCCUAAAGCGACUAAGAGAUAAUGGCGGCGAAAGCUUGCAACAGCUGGAUAUAGAACAGAAGACACCACUGCAGAAUAUUCUGCGUAUUGAAGAGCAGGGAGGACCAAUCAGCAACAUCAUGUUACGGCAUCUCAUCGAUACGGUCGGGGCAGAGGAAUCAAUAAAGAGAGCAAUAGACCAUGACGAUACCGUAAUGAUGGAUGCAGUACUACAAUAUCUCGAGCAGACAGGGGUCAGUGCAGAUAUGACGUUCAAGAGCAGCCUUGGCUGCACGUUGCUAGACCACGCGGCGAGGAAAAGCGACGCCGCGAUGUUGAAGCUACUACUACGACAUCUCUCGCAGUCAGAAAUGACCGCGAAUAUGACGGCUCGGCACGGCAGACAACGGACGCCGCUGCACAUCGCAGCCGAGUAUGGCGACGUCGCGACGAUGGAGCUGAUGCUACGGCAGAUUGAGCAGAUAGGAGGCGGAAGCAUCGCGGCGAUGGUGAUGUGGGACAGCAGAGAUUCUACACCACUACACAUAGCGUGCAAGAGAGAUGACCCGGGAAUGGCGGAGCUGAUGGUGCCGGUUUAUAUCAAGACGGUAGGCAGCGUGUGUUUGCACAUGCAGGAUGAAGAUGGAAGGACACCACUAGACUGUGUGGUAGAUGCCAAGCUUAAAGAGCUGCUUCAGAAGGCAAUGUCUGAGCCUAUAUACGAGAUAGGCAAGUAUAUCUCCUCGCAACAACGACGACGGCGACGACUAAAAAGGCCUUCUUUAUUCUAUGAUUCUAAGCUUCCAGAGACAAUCAAGUGA